Molecule: messenger RNA, 750 nt
Organism: Ornithodoros turicata
Lineage: Eukaryota; Metazoa; Arthropoda; Arachnida; Ixodida; Argasidae
Product: trypsin-1-like
Exons: 6
Coding region: 1-750 (249 amino acids)
Biological process (GO): proteolysis
Molecular function (GO): serine-type endopeptidase activity
Source: RefSeq, a predicted model, not a curated record
AUGCAGUGGCUCUUCGAAGUUCUUUUCAUCAUUACGGCCUGCUCUGCAGGAGUGACAUGCACAAAGUGUGGUCAAACCACGUCAACCGGUGCAAGGAUCGUUGGAGGGCGGAACGCGUCUCCAGGCGAAUUUCCGUGGCAGGUAUCGAUUCAAAUGAAAAAUGAUGGCUUCCAUUUUUGCGGAGGAUCCAUCAUUGCACCAGAUGUUGUGGUUACGGCAGCGCAUUGCAUGCAGAGGCAAGCGGUCUCUUUUCAUUACUUCAAUGUAGCACAGGUCAAGGUUCACGAAAGCUAUGAACCAGUGGCGAAUGACAUAGCCCUCAUAAAACUCACUGAACCAUUUGACCUUGCCGCAUCCAACGGUUUCAUCGGUUCCGUGUGCCUACCGACCAAGAACUACGAGAUACGCGGCAACGUUGACGUCACAGGAUGGGGCAGUAUCUAUCCGGAAGGCGAUGCUUCACCUGUUCUGUUGGACGUUACGGUCCCGGUGCUGCCAGAUCUCAUGUGCUCAAUGGGUACCUUCGGUUCAUACGAGAAGGAAAGCAUGAUAUGCGCUGGAGUACCAACGCGAGAUUCAUGUCAGGGUGACUCGGGUGGACCCGCCGUACAGAGACAGAAUGGGUCUUUUGUGUUGGCUGGAAUCGUCUCGUACGGUUACUCGUGUGGCAUCUUUCCUGGGGUGUACACCAGAGUAGCCUCUUACGUUGACUGGAUAAAUAGGAACGUCGCUUUAUUAAAAUCUUCAUAG